Messenger RNA from Colletotrichum lupini, 219 nucleotides. Its product is annotated as methyltransferase domain-containing protein. The record is from RefSeq and is a predicted model, not a curated record. The transcript has 4 exons. Lineage: Eukaryota; Fungi; Ascomycota; Sordariomycetes; Glomerellales; Glomerellaceae. The coding region runs from base 1 to 219 and encodes 72 amino acids.
AUGCAGGAGCCUCAGAAUCCAGCCACGCCAGCGGAUGACCCGACGUCGGAAUAUGGAGAUGACCAUUCCGAGCAUUCGUCGCUGGCCUCUCUGAGAUCGAGUAUCCUCGAGCAUCAAGCUGAGAAUGGACGGACGUAUCAUUCCAUGAGCUCGGGAAAGUAUAGCUUCCCCAAUGAUGAGGUGAGCAACAAACUGAUCCCGGGCCUGAUGCUAUUCUAA